AUGGCCGAAACGACUAUUGUUCUUUAUCUCUUCAAGCGUCUACACCAGCUUGGUAUUCGAUCUGUCCACGGUGUUCCCGGUGAUUACAACCUUGUAGCAUUAGAUAAUCUUGGUGACGCUGGGCUCAAUUGGGUCGGAAAUUGCAAUGAGCUUAAUGCUGGUUACGCUGCGGAUGGCUACGCUAGAAUCAAAGGAAUCUCUGCUUUAAUCACUACAUUCGGUGUCGGUGAACUGUCUGCUCUUGCUGCUGUCGCCGGUUCUUACAGCGAACGUGUCCCCGUGGUUCACGUUGUCGGCACUCCUUCAACUAUCUCGCAAAAACAGGGCGUACUUCUUCACCACACACUCGGAAAUGGCGAUUUCUCCGUCUUCGCUAACAUGUCGAGGAACAUCUCGUCGCAACUGGUCAAUCUCAAUGACCCGACUACUGCUGCGAAGGAUAUUGAUCGCGCUCUGAGAGAAUGCUACGUCUCGGCCCAACCAAUAUACAUCGCCCUCCCAACCGACAUGGUCCUCCGAAAAAUCCCUGCCGAGGGACUCAAGACCCCGAUUAACCUGGAAUUACCCGAGAAUGAUCCUGAGAUCGAACGUGAUGUUAUUGAAAAUAUCACCAAGAUGGUAUAUGCGGCUAACAACGCUAUUAUCUUGGUGGAUGCCUGUGCCAUUCGACACCGCGUUGUCGACGAGGUUCAUGACUUGAUCGAUAAGUCUCAGUUGCCUGCGUUCGCUACGCCAAUGUCGAAAGGUGCUAUCGAUGAGACCAACCCACGAUUUGGGGGGGUUUAUGUCGGAUCGGUUUCUCGACCGGAUGUCAAAGGGGCUGUUGAAUGCGCAGAUCUUAUCAUAUCAAUUGGUGCAUUGAAGAGUGACUUCAACAGUGGUGGCUUCACGUAUCGUACUAGCACGAAGAAUACGAUCGAGCUCCACUCUGAUCACACAAAGAUUGGAUAUGCCACCUACCCCGGCAUCACAAUGAAAUCCGUCCUCCAGAAACUCCUGAAUUCUUUGGAUUUCCAUAAAAUCCGACACACGGAUAGCGCUAAAUCUGCCCCACCUGUGCUCAAAAACGAGGAGGCUGAGAAAUCAGAUAGCCAGGAGAUCACCCAUUCUUGGUUUUGGCCACACAUUGGGAACUGGUUGCAAGAAAAUGAUGUGGUUAUUACAGAGACUGGCACGGCCAACUUUGGCAUCAUCGAGACCCGCUUUCCUAAAGGAGUCACAGCCAUCUCUCAAGUCCUUUGGGGUUCAAUUGGCUAUUCCGUAGGCGCUUGCCAAGGUGCUGCAUUGGCGAUCAAAGAAUCCGAUCCUUCUCGUAGAGUCAUUCUCUUCGUCGGCGAUGGUUCUUUCCAGCUGACAGGUAAUGAAGUCUCUACUAUGAUCCGCCACGGACUCAAGCCGAUUCUUGUGAUCAUCAACAACGAGGGUUACACUAUUGAGCGAAUGAUCCAUGGAGAGGAUGCCGGAUAUAACGACAUUCAGCCAUGGAAGCACACUAAACUUUUAGAGACCUUCGGGGCGAAAGAGGGGGAAUAUUUGAACCAUGUGGUCAAGACAAGGAAAGACGUUGAUAACUUGUUCAAGAAAGGGAACGAGUUUUCAAAGGCUGACAAGAUUCAGGUAUGUACUCGCAACGCUAAAAGUUUCGCGAAUCGAAUAUCCCCAGUUUCCCUUCGAAGUUCCGAGGUUUGCUCACAUCACAUCUUCUAUCUAGUUGGUUGA
Orbilia oligospora ATCC 24927 is the source of this 1719-nucleotide messenger RNA. RefSeq lists its product as uncharacterized. NCBI's taxonomy places the organism in Eukaryota, Fungi, Ascomycota, Orbiliomycetes, Orbiliales, Orbiliaceae. Gene Ontology annotation, molecular function: carboxy-lyase activity; thiamine pyrophosphate binding; magnesium ion binding. The transcript has 8 exons. Bases 1 to 1719 code for a protein of 572 amino acids. The record is from RefSeq and is a predicted model, not a curated record.